Messenger RNA from Gymnodraco acuticeps, 3583 nucleotides. Its product is annotated as CD9 antigen-like. The transcript is spliced from 9 exons. The coding region runs from base 56 to 886 and encodes 276 amino acids. Gene Ontology annotation, cellular component: membrane. NCBI's taxonomy places the organism in Eukaryota, Metazoa, Chordata, Actinopteri, Perciformes, Bathydraconidae. The record is from RefSeq and is a predicted model, not a curated record.
GUCUGAUAGCAGCAAGGAUUAAAGUCGUCAAAAGAUAUCCAGUAAAAUAAGCAUCAUGGCUCUGGAUGAUUGUGGCCGUCUCUGCAAAUAUACGCUGUUUAUUUUCAACCUCAUCUUUGCACUGGUGGGGUUUGUGUUCCUGGGUCUGGGCCUGUGGCUGAGGUUCAGCGAUGGAACCAGAGCUCUCUUUGAAAUUGAGGAAUUCAACUCAAGUGCAUUCGUUAUUGCGGUGACUGUCCUGAUUAUCACGGGCUUAGUGAUGCUGAUCGUCGUCGUGUUUGGAGUUUACGGCGCCUGCAACGAGAAACGAUGCGCUCUUCUAACGUUUUCGGUCCUGGUGACCAUCCUGGCAGUUGCUGUGGUUGUUUUUGGAGUGAUUGCUUAUUCCAGGAAGGUGGAGAUUGGAUUGAGAAUGGGGGAGUUCUACUCUAGCAUAUAUUUGCUGUAUGUGGCUAACAGCGACCCAGUUCUUGCUGUCACUCUCACAUUCAUCCAAAAACUGCUUCACUGCUGUGGAGCGACCGGGGUGACGUUGUUAGACUUUGCUAAGGAAACCUGUCCCGACCCAGACUCCUUUUGGGAACACAUCAAGAUGGAUGCUUGUCCUGGGGUGAUUGUUGAGGUCUUCAACAGAAAUGCACCGGUGGUGAUUGGCCUGUUCGUCGGAACUGGAGUUAUAUUGUUCUUGGCUUUGAUUUGCAGCUCAAUCCUUACAAACAAGCUCAAGACCCCACCCACUCCUCAGUACAUCAUCCAGACUCAGCCCCCGCCAUCUCAGCUUGAAUGUAUCCCCACCUCCACCUCAAUUUCCUACUCGUACCCCGAACAGAAGCCGGUGGUCUUGAUCCCUCUGACUGUGGCCUACAACCCAGUGGUUAUGACUUAGAGUGGGUUUUUCACUUUUACCACAAUGCUCGGGCAUAUAGGAUACAGAUCUGGGUUUAUUUUCACAUUCACUUUACUUCAUAUUUAUCUCUUCUGUGCAUGCUCACUGUGGGGUCUCUUCAGCUCCCUUUAAAGGAAAAAUCCACCCUUAAAGGCACAAAUAUAACGGCACUUAAGUUAUUGGAUCUUUUAUGUUGUUUUACGUUUUUAUUCCAUUAGAUAAUGGAAAAAUGCUUAUCUGCAAAUAUUUUCCAAGCACUACUAAAGAAGGGGAAUGAUAAAUAUUUAAGCAAAAGAGCAAUUAUUUUUCAAUAAGUGUUUUUAUUUAUUUUUAUUAUAUAAAUACUGCACAUAUUUACCCAAAAAACCCGGUGCUGUUGGAGCUGAUCUGAACAAUAACAAGCCCAUCUCCAAAACUCUUGAAAGAGUGGUCGCCAGUCAACUUCAGUCCCACCUCGACAUAAACAACCUCCAUGAACCAUUCCAAUCCGGUUUCCGCCCAAAACACAGUUCUGAAACAGCCCUCGUCAAAAUCACAAACGAUCUCCUCCGUGUGACUGACUCUGGACUGCUCACUAUCCUCAUCCUCCUCGACCUCACAUCUGCCUUUGACACCAUCUCCCACCCACUGCUCAUCAAACGUCUGGCAGACAUUGGGAUCACUGGUGCUGCACUCUCCUGGUUUACAUCCUACAGCUCAAUAAUCACAAGUCCAGCUGAUCCACUGUUUCACAUGGUGUCCCCCAGGGGUCAGAUGUUGGUCCACUCCUCUUCAUCAUUUACCCUCCUCCCCCCUGGCCCCAUCCUCUGUCACCAUGAGGUCCAAUUUCACUGGUAUGCGGACGACACACAGGUCUACAUAUCUACCAAACCCAAUGCUGCCCUGCCCCCCACCUCUCUCACCACCUGCCUCCAGGACAUCAGGAGCAGGAUGAGCCGUAACUUCCUCAAGCUCAACAGGAGCAAAACUGAGGCCCUGUUUGUUGGCUCCAAAUCCACCCUCUCCAAAGCUCCACCCCCCUCUGCCCCAGACCUAAUCAUAGACGGUUUCCCUGUCCCAUACUCUACCCAGGUCAAGAGCCUUGGUGUCAUUCUGGACUGCUCCCUCUCAUUUGCACCCCACAUAAAAAAAAUCACCCGGACUGCAUUCUUUCAUAUACGAAACAUCUCCUGACUCCACCCACAACUUACUCAAUCCAGUACUGAAGUCCUGGUUCAUGCAUUCGUCACAUCCCAUAUUGACUACUGUAAUACCAUCCUUAGGCCUUCCCAUCAAACUCCUCAAUAAACUCCAAAUCAUUGAGAACUCUGCUGUCCGGAUCAUGACCCGCACCAAAUCCUCUGACCACAUCAGCCCCAUCCUCUGACAUCAGCCCCAUCCUCUAACCACAUCAGCCCAUCCUCUGACCACAUCAGCCCCAUCCUCUGACCACAUCAGCCCCAUCCUCUGACCACAUCAGCCCCAUCCUCUGACAUCAGCCCCAUCCUCUGACAUCAGCCCCAUCCUCUAACCACAUCAGCCCCAUCCUCUGACCACAUCAGCCCCAUCCUCUGACCACAUCACCCCCAUCCUCUGACAACAUCACCCCCAUCCUCAUCCAUCUGCAUUGGCUACCUGUAAAAUACCGGAGAGACUUCAAAACCCUCCUGCUCACAUUCAAAGCCGUCCACAACCUGGCCCCCACCUAUCUGGCUGACCUCCUACACCCCCUCUCUCUCGCUCCCUCCGCUCCGCCUCUACUGGCCUGCUAACUGUCCCGACCCCACGCCUAGUCACGAUGGGGGCUCAGGCUUUUAGCUGCACUGCUCCCAAACUAUGGAACCCUCUCCCCCUUCACAUCCGACAGUCUGACACAAUCCCCACAUUCAAGUCCCUCCUUAAAACCCACCUGUUCAGAUCAGUCUAAUCACUGAAGUACUACAUGUCUCCUGUUUCCCAACAUGUCCCCUGUUACGGUCCUUUUGUACUGUCUUAAACCUUUCCUUCUAAUAUGUUAUGAAUUGUAAGGUGUCCUUGGGUGCUUUGAAAGGCGCCUCUAAAUAGAAUGAAUUAUUAUUUAUUAUUCUUCAUCAUCGUGGACAUAAAUAAUGUGACACAUCCGUUUAAUAACAAAACUGUGAGGAAGAGCAUGUAGGAUGGGAUAAAAUUCCAUACCAUUGUUACACUUUUUUUUAGCCAUGUUUAUCGUAAUAAGCAUCGUCUUUUUUCCUCUAAUGCUUUUUUCGUUUUUGUGGAAGAGUUCAAUACAAACUGAACCACUGGAAAUAUUGUUUUUAAAUGAAUAAUAUAUGCAUAGAUGAGAAAGGCAUCAUGUUCUGUAUAAUCAAUUUAGAUGAUAUGAAAUGUUUACGUAAGGUCGGGUCGUAUAUGUCCCUGUCGACACCUUAAAGUGGGAAUUGUUUUGCAAUAGAUGGGAUUUUUCCAUAGUUUUGCAUUCCAUAACAUUUCUUUUUUACAUGAUUGUGCAUCAGGAGGACCACAGGAUUCAACUUAAAUAAAGUAAAGGACCUUUUUGAGUGUGACAAGAAUAUUGUGUAUCAGUCAUCAGGUUCUGUAAGAGGCUGUUAAUCUUACUGUAUAAACUGAGUGUACAUUCUGCCUUCCUGUAAACACUGCUUUGGUUCAAAAGGAAACACCAUGCCAUUAAUGACAAUUAUAUUUGUGGUGGAAAUUCGUCAAUAAAGGGAACAAACAAAU